AUGAAUACCAACGCAUUGCGGGCGUAUUUUAGGGCGAAAGGGGAAAAGUUGGAGGUUUGGCGUAUCCGGCUAGGAGCUGGAGCUAUCUAUAACCGUCACAGAGUAAAACCUGGCAGACCGAGUUCGGUCUUGCGCUCAAAUAUAUUUGAUGUCGCCGAACACGAACGGCUACGACGUGAGGCUGUUCCCUCAUCGAAAGAAAUUACUACGGCUGAGGAUGCGGCACCACAACUUACAGAACAACCCGCAAACGUGGAUGCCGCCGUGAAUACCCCAGUUGUGGUUGAUUCAAGCGAUGAUGGAACAGUCGCUCAGGAAUUUGAAUUAGUGCAUAUGAGGAGUAAAUUGGAAGAGAUGAUUUUGGAAACACGCAGUAAGCCUAUCAAAAUUCGACCGCGACUUAUCCGCAUAACUUAA
Parnassius apollo (apollo) is the source of this 417-nucleotide messenger RNA. NCBI's taxonomy places the organism in Eukaryota, Metazoa, Arthropoda, Insecta, Lepidoptera, Papilionidae. The record is from the annotation of a GenBank genome assembly.